Messenger RNA from Exophiala spinifera, 3159 nucleotides. RefSeq lists its product as uncharacterized. Gene Ontology annotation, molecular function: ubiquitin binding. The record is from RefSeq and is a predicted model, not a curated record. NCBI's taxonomy places the organism in Eukaryota, Fungi, Ascomycota, Eurotiomycetes, Chaetothyriales, Herpotrichiellaceae. The coding region runs from base 1 to 3159 and encodes 1052 amino acids. Gene Ontology annotation, biological process: protein deubiquitination; double-strand break repair via homologous recombination. The transcript is spliced from 6 exons.
AUGGCCAGAAAGAAGCGUCAGCGGAUCAGCUAUGUCCUGCCUCUGGCAAGUACGCCCGGCGGGCAUAGACUCGGGGUGAACGGUUUGGCCUUUGACGAUGAGCGAUCUAUCCUGUAUACAGGCGGGCGAGAUGGUGUCGUCUGCGCGUGGGACCUAGACCUCGAAGCCCAGAAACGAAGUAAAGACUUGAACAAGAUAGAAGAUAAGCAGCGCACAGUUACGUUUCGCAAACAGGUACAGGCACAUACACACUGGGUGAACGACAUUCUCUUGGUCAAGAACAACCUGGGUUUGGUGUCAGCCUCAUCGGACGUCACCGUCAAGCUAUGGCGACCGCAUGGACACGAGACGGUACAGGCAUAUACCAUUGGCUCUCAUAGUGAUUACAUCAAAUGCCUUGCGACACCCGACCAGCAAGCAAACUGGGUUGCUUCAGGCGGCCUUGAUCACAAGAUCUGUCUAUGGGAUUUGAACGGCGCUGGGAAGACGCUGGAGAUCAACGUCAGCGAAGCAGAAGAUGUCGUCAAGGGUUCUGUCUAUGCCCUUCGCGCACGAGGGUCGAUGCUAGCAAGUGGAGGUCCAGAGAGCGUGGUACGGCUGUGGGACGUCAAGUCUGGCAAGAGUAUCACGAAGCUCGUCGGGCACACGGACAACGUCCGAGAUAUCCUUAUCAGCGACGAUGGUGACACUUUGCUCACAGCAUCUUCAGAUCAGACCAUCAAAGUCUGGUCCAUUGCAGCUGGUCGAUGCAUACACACUCUGACUAUGCAUAACGACAGCGUUUGGUGCAUGUAUUCGAACGACCCUAAUUUGGCCGUCUUCUAUUCCGGGGAUAAGUCUGGUCUGGUCGCAAAGACCGACACUCGACGAGCUAUGGAGAUCGAUGACAGUGUCUCGGUUGCCUUAUGUCACGAGCACGACGGAAUUUCUCGUAUCAUGCCAGCUGGCGACUCCGUGUGGACAGCCACCUCAAGUUCCAGUGUCAACAGAUGGCUUGACGUUGACACCGAGCUUGAGGUCGAGACUCCUCCUGCAUCUCCGCGCGAAGAACGUCGUGCCAGUCUCAAACAAGCCACGGUUGAAAGCGAAGAAGCUCCGGUCGCCAAUGGGGUGGGCCACAAGAAGAAGAUCCCUCACAACGCGGUGUUGCUGGUUUCGAAUACGGCAGUUCAUCCAGGUCGAAAGACUCUAGGCCAUUAUCCCAACCUCUCAGUAACCAAUAUGAGGAAAGCAAGCGAGGCCAUGACAAUGGACGAUUUGAGCGUUGUUGUGCCCAUUCGUGGACAGCCUGCAGAGACCAUCGAGGGUCAACAUGGUCUCAUUAAGCAUGUGAUGCUGAACGAUCGGAAAAGGAUUCUUACCUUAGAUACGGCUGGUGAGGUUGUCCUGUGGGACUUACUGAAGUGCGUUCCCAUCAAAUCCUUUGGCCGCCGACACCUGGACGAGGUUGUCCCCGAGGUUAACACCACCGAAAGCGUCGCCAAUUGGUGUGGUGUCGACACUAAAACUGGAAAGAUCACAGUCAUGCUUGAGGAGAACUACUGCUUUGAUGCUGAGGUGUACGCAGACGAGCUUGACCUGGACAAGGACUUGGUCUUCCGCGAAGACCAGAGAAUUAAUCUGGGCAAAUGGGUGCUACGUAACCUCUUUGCGAAGCUCAUCGAAGAAGAAAUAGCCCGUGAUGAGGUAUAUAGAAACACUCUUCGCAACGCCUCCACAGCCACAGGUCUUGUUCGACCUGGCGCACCAACAAGCAUCGCCAUGCCCGAGUCGGCGUCGGCCACCGCCAUGGUCUCACCCGGCCAAGAGGCCACACCUCGAGCAUCUAAUGGACAUGCACUCGUUCCUCCAACACCAAGCUUAGCUAUCGGAGCGGCCACGCCGGGCUUUGCACCCUUGACCGCCACACUUCCACCUACAGCUGAAGAAGAUGCGGAAGGGAGCACUAGUAAUGGAGUGUCUUCACCAGCGGCACCAACCCCUUCUGCAGCCGUAGAAGUGCAAACAGACUACUUCUCGUCCGCAAACCGCUCCGAAAGCUCUUCUGACCACGACCCCGUGAAGUCUCCUGAAACACCCGGGGCAGAUACUGGCCCCCUCACACCGGUGUCUCCAACAGAGGAAAAGAAAAAGGGUCUCUUCGGCAAGAAAUUCCCCAUGACAUUCCCCAAGAAAAUCUCACGCACUUCUGCGGAAGUCAAGACACCAAUCGCUGUAGAAGAGAAGUCGGACACAGCCAGCUUCAAGUCAAAGGCCAGCGAAAAAGAUGAAAGCAAGGUUAUCGAAGACAACCUGUACGGCGUGAUUCAAAAGAUCCGGCACGAAUACGAUGAAUACUCCGGCAAUGGUCCAGUACCAAUGGGCAUAACGCCUAGCUUAUCGGUCGAGACCCCUGUCCUGCGACCUCCAGAGCACACAACGAUUAUAAUCCAGGAAGACGACCCUGCUAGUGGUGGGCUCGCGGAUCAGUACAGUGGUGAAAUUGGGGAACUAGGAUUCAAGGAGCAAGUCGACCUGCUUGAAAAGAUUGCACCCAUGUGGCUUGGGGAAGUACUCCUGAAGAAUCAAAUCCCCUACAAGGAGACGGUCAAAGUCUCAUUUGUUCUCCUCCCGUACGAUAAUCAAUUGCCGAAUAUUGCAUCGUCUGAUGGCAACGCACGGCUUAAUGCUAACCGCAUGCUUCGGGCUAAGAAAAUAAUGGCCUAUGUCGCUGAACGGAUCGAGAUACAAGGCACCACCACAUCCGGGGCGUCGUUCCAUGUCCAUUCUCCUUCUCAUGUCACCAACAAUCACGAUCACGGUGAAAAUGGUCAUGAUCAUGCUCAGGAGGAGCAUCAUGACGAGCAUUCCCAUGACGAAGGACACUUCGAGAACGGUGGAAGCCAUGAUGAAGCAAAGCAUAGUGAAACCGAUCUUGAACCGGAGGAGGAACUUGAUCAAGGAGAGAAGCUCAAGGCAGAAGACUAUCUCGAAUUAUAUUGCCAGGGGCAGAAGGUCGACCCAAACACGACUCUCGCAACGCUUCGUGUGCAUGUAUGGCGCACGGGUGGCGAUGUAGUCCUAUAUUACAAGAGCAAUGGAAGGAAGAAGCUGAGGCUGCCACAUCCGGCGGCUGUGCCGAGUCGAGAGGAAAGUGAAGUUGCCACGGGGGUCAGUUGA